Cicer arietinum (chickpea) is the source of this 964-nucleotide messenger RNA. Its product is annotated as SNF1-related protein kinase regulatory subunit beta-3. The record is from RefSeq and is a predicted model, not a curated record. Gene Ontology annotation, molecular function: protein binding. NCBI's taxonomy places the organism in Eukaryota, Viridiplantae, Streptophyta, Magnoliopsida, Fabales, Fabaceae.
AUAAAAAAAAAGGAAGAAAUUAUAAGUGAGAAAGUUGGUAAAUGUAACUGCACAUUUAUAGAACCUUUUGUGAAUAUAGCAAAGUAAAGGAAGAACACAACACAACACAACCAUAAUUUGCGUGUCGUCGUCGUCUUCUUCACACACAACGAUGCACUCUUAGUUAGGCUGAAUGCGUUCUACUUUAUUUUGUCGAUCGCUUUCCCUUCUCAGCUUCGCUUUGGUUACUAACGAAAUCUAAAGCUAGUUCGCACAAGGUUUAUUGGAAUCUUUAUUGGUCAUUAAUUGAUGAAUUCACAGUUAGUGGUUGACUUGAAUAACAAGAUGAGUAAUCCAUAUGCUGGAAACCCUGCAGACGCAACUGUCAUGGGAUAUGAAAUUUUGAAGACAUCUGAUUCUUCUGGUUACAAUAAUGUAUUCGCUUUGAAUGAAGAUGAGGCACAUGAUCCACCCGAGGUUCCUCCACAUUUGCAACACAGCUUGAUUGGCUAUCCUGCUAAUGUCGAUGCUUCUGGUUCUCUUCCAUUGCCUUCGAACGCAAUUCUGAAUCAUCUUUAUAUUGAGAAUAGAGAGCCUCAAAGAUCUGUGGUUGCUUUGGGAUUCACUCAUCGCUUUCGUUCCAAAUAUGUUACCGUAGUGCUCUACAAACCGGUUCAAAGAAGGGGAACCACAAACAUUUGAUGUGAAUAUUAUAUCUAAAAUCAAAGAAGGGGAACCAAAAACAUUUGAUGUGCAUAUUAUGAACGUUUCAUUGCUGCUGGGUUGUAAUGAUUUAUUGUGUAGACUUGUGAUAUCUAAAUUAGAAGGAAGUGACAUUUAUGGGACUUCAAAAUGUUUUUUUUCCUUAACUUAGCAGCAUAUUUAUCUGUUUAAAUGUUAUUAAUGGUUGCACGAAUUAUAAGUGAGUUGUUUUGUUAUACUUUCUCAGUUGUUUAUAGUUAUAUUUUCUCCAAAGCAGUGUUUC